AUGGAUGGCUGCGUCGACCCCCACUGCGUGCUUUGCACUCUGGAAAUGAAAGAUGGCGAUGCGAUCGUUUUCGUCCCGUCGAAGGAAGACCCGUGUUCUCGAGAGGGUGGCCUGGCACUGGCAUGCCACUUGGCCUGUGCAGAACUGGGCCUGCCAUCAUUAGGAACCUGUAGGGUGAUGGUUUGGGACCCUGGGUUUGAAGAGUCGAUUGCUCGGACGACUCACCUCAAGCGCCAAUUGGCACGCACUAGCGUCUCGACGCUCGAUUUAGCGCGAUGGACUUUGCAAGCUGAAGAUGAGAUAACUGAAGCUUCGAGUGGCGAAGUGACAACUUCGUCCUGCAUAUGGGCAAACUACGUGACGCUGCAUGGUGAAACGUACGUGUCCGCUCUAAGCAACGAACCGGCAGAGGAACUUGUAUACGAUACCGAGACAACAUCGGCAGCUGACGUCAUUUACAUUGCACGUGGUCCUCUGGGCGUGAAGAAAGGACUCAAAAUUCGUAACCUCCGGACCGACCAGCAUGGAGAUUUCCAACUCCCAUUGUGGUCGGCCCCGUUUUUCCGACCGGGGCUUGUCCGAUUUCCUCUAUACCCAUCGUCAGGGCCAGCUAGAUUCAAUCGUCUUACGAUUAAUGACUCGGGCACGACGGGCUACUCAGUGGCAUGGAACCCUGCUCGCCGAGCGCUUCGCAUUGCCAGGCACACAGCCUUGGACGACGUGUCUUGCUACGCCAAUAUGACGGACGACACCACCACAUGGCUGCACAUUCCUAUUAGUCGCGGCGAGCUCCUGGGCGAGCUGUGGCGUCGUGAUUGCUACCUAUAUCGCCGAAAAAUAGUUGAUCUAAUCAUAGUGACUACAGCGGGCCGCGUACAUAUAUUAGGACAUCAUCCAACGCCAGGUCAAGCGUACACGUAUUCCCUCGUUGCAAAACUUCGAGGUCAAAGGGAUUACCUUUUCAUCGACGAUUCGGCCGGAAUACGCGAACUGGCUCUGACUCCAGCACCAGAAGAAGUCAAUGAGACACGUAACUUGCGCAUACCGGCACCUGAAUCGUGCUACCCGGCGAUAACUUCGGUUGAGGGCUAUUUUUAUACGUUUGCGCCUCUUAAAAACCUCGACUUUAUCAAGAUAUGCAAUUUUGACGGCGUUGUUACAGGCUUGCUUUUACAUUACCACGACGGCUCGCGAGCAAGCGUGGGGCAAGUUAGACUAGACUGGUUGGGAGCGGAGCAACAAGUGCCUAACAAAGCGACUAUCAGAUUCGCCAUAUCACGAACAACUGAUCAAUGCCCGUAUGUCAGCAGUGUCCUGGUAUUUGUGGCACGUUCAGCGAGGAACUUCUUUCCCGCCAAAUCAGACUUGGACUUCGAGGUUACCUGUUAUGGCAACCUGGAAUGGUGGUUCACGAGACGACAGUGUCAGCUCGCACAUACGGGGUACACUAGUGCAUCAACACGACUAUAG
Messenger RNA from Metarhizium acridum CQMa 102, 1470 nucleotides. The record is from RefSeq and is a predicted model, not a curated record. Lineage: Eukaryota; Fungi; Ascomycota; Sordariomycetes; Hypocreales; Clavicipitaceae.